Eriocheir sinensis (Chinese mitten crab) is the source of this 2860-nucleotide messenger RNA. RefSeq names its product deoxynucleoside kinase-like. Bases 239 to 1135 code for a protein of 298 amino acids. The record is from RefSeq and is a predicted model, not a curated record. Gene Ontology annotation, molecular function: deoxynucleoside kinase activity. Gene Ontology annotation, cellular component: cytoplasm; mitochondrion. The transcript has 8 exons. Lineage: Eukaryota; Metazoa; Arthropoda; Malacostraca; Decapoda; Varunidae.
AUUAGACUUAAAUAAACAACAUAUAAAGAGUUUAAAGCGAUUCUGUGACUGGUUAAUGAGAAACACGAAGAAAUGAUAUAGGAUAGUUGGCACCCACACUCGCAUACCCAUUAUUUCGCGGGCUUUUUGGGGAUGUUGCAAGCCGAGUUUUCUUGCAGCGUUCUACCUGUGUUCUCUAGUGUUCUUCAGGCGUUUAUUGUGUUCUUCCCGUGUUCUAUCAAGCCCUGGAACACCCGUGAUGAGUGGUCAAGUUGAGAACAUAAGCUCCAGGGUGCCGGCAGUGUCGCCAGCUAAGACAGCGACCACCACCCAGAGCGUCAACAAGCCUGAGAGGAACAAGGAUGCCUCGCCCGCCAAGAGGAAGCUGGACAGCCUCGCCUCGGCCAGCUCCUCCACCCUCGGCCUCUCCCUCCUGCCCGUCUCCAGGCUCCUCAAGAAAAGCUUUAAUCUCAUUGCGUCGGAGGAGUCUGCGGUCGAGAAGCCAAGGAGUCGCCCGUUCGUGGUGUCAAUUGAGGGGAACAUCGGCAGUGGCAAGUCCACCUUCCUACAGCACUUCUCAGCCAUGCCCGAGGUCGAGACACACCAGGAACCUAUUGACCUCUGGACCAACCUGAAGGGCCACAACCUGCUGGGGAUGCUGUACCAGGACCCCAAGCGAUGGAGUUUCCUCUUCCAGUCGUAUGUUCAGCUGACGCGGCUCGGCAUUCACCUUCAGCCUUCCUCCGCCCCCGUCAAGCUUAUCGAACGCUCCCUACAGAACAACAGGUACUGCUUCCUGGAGAUUGGGCGGGAGUGUGGUCACCUCCAGGACGCCGAGUACAGUGUCCUUUGCAAGUACUAUGAGCUGGUGGAGUCUCAGCUGGAUAUCGGCAUUGAUCUCAUAGUGUACCUCAGGACAAGCCCAGAGGUGGUGCACGCCAGGAUGCUGAAGAGGGGGCGCACGGAGGAGGCCAACAUCCCCCUGGAGUAUCUAAAGAAGGUCCACAAGUACUAUGACCGCUGGCUGCUCCACCGUCAACCGCGCCCGCCACCCGCUCCUGUUCUUGUCAUUGAUGCGGACCAGGCGCUCGAGGAUGUCAAGAGGCAGUUUGACCUCAAGAAGCAGAUCAUCAUGGGUCAGGAAGCUGCUGUCUGACUCACUCACUAAUAUUUUCAUCAUUCCCAUUUUCUUCUAUCAUAUUAGUUUCAGGGUAUACUCUCCCUUUCCUUCAUUUUCAUUUUCCGUUACUAGAUUUCUUCAUCAGUCAAUUUUUUUUACGUUUCCCCUUCAAUCACUAGUUUUCUAUCAUUCCCAUUUUCUUCUGUCACACCAUUAGUUUCAUUGUACACUCUCAUUUUCCUUUAUUUUCCUCUUCCGUCACUACAUUUCUUCAUCACUCAAUUUUUUAUGUUUCCCCUUCAAUCACUAGUUUUCUAUCAUUCCCGUUUUCUUUCUAUCAUAGUCUUACUUAUUUUUCACGCUCCCAAAUGAGGCUAAAAGUACAGACAUGUAGGGUAAGGUUUUAACUGUAUAUAGCGUGGCUUUCAGGGCACUGGUUAAGAUUAUAAGUGUAUAUAGUGUGUGUGUGUCUAUGGGUGUUUUAAAUGUUAUUUAAGGCUAAGACACCGUUUGUAAAUCUUCUAGCUAUCGAGAAUACAUGCAGUGGAAAUGAGUUAUAUGAGAGGUGCAUGUGGUGUGUCAGGAUGGGAUGGAGAAAGUGAUGAAAGCGUGUGUGAGUGGUUUGGUAUGGGUGCAACAGCGAAAGGAGUGGAGCGGGUGAAGCGUGAUGCAUUGAGAUGGUUUGGACACGUGAUGAGAAUUUGGGAGAAUGAAUUUGUGAAGAGCGUGUGUGAGGGAAGGGGUGUCAGGGGAAGACCAUGCGGUGAAGUGGAUCAAUAGGGUGAGUGAAUUGGAAGUAGCAGGAUUGAGUGUGCUGAGAGGGAGUGCCAGAACAGGGAGAGAUGGAGACGCUUUUUCUUCGGCCACCCCCUGGAGGGAAGUUAUUGCAAGGGAGGAAGGCAUUGGAGAUAUAGAUAGAUAGAUAGUGUUUUAAUAGACAGAUUCCAUGUGUGUUAACCCAUUUUUGUGAUAGAAUAGAGAAUUGAAAUGUUAAGGAAAUUAAUAUGACGUGGAACUAAAUUGCAUAAGGUUUAAUAAGGGCAUUUUUUAUAAUAUUUAACACUAUACAAAUGUUUUAAGAGACAAUCCAGAUAUUUAUAGAGUGGAAUGUUAAGAAAAUGAAUGAGCCUUUGAACUAAAUGACAUAGGGUUUCAUAAGGCCAUCUUUUUAAAUGUUUAAGACUGUAAGAAUGAGAAUGUUUGAAGUCUGAAUCCAGAUGUGUUACGCCAUUUUUUGUAAUGAACAGAAAUUGAGUGGAUAGUUACGGACAUGAAUGAGACUUUGAAUGAAAUGACAUAGGGUUCCAUAAGGGCAUUUUUUGUAAUAUUUAAGACUAUAAGGAUGAGAGAGUUAAAAGAGAGAAUCCAGAUGUGUUAAGCCAUUUUUGUGAUAGAAUAUUGGAGUGAAAAUUUAAAGAAAUAAAUGAGGUUUCUAGUUAUAAAUGGCAUAGGCUGAAGGGCAUUUUCUAUAAUAUUUAGCACCAUAAGGAUGAGAGUUGUAAAAGGCAGAAUCCAGAUGUGUUAAGCCAUUUUUGUGAUAGAAUAUAAAAGUGAAAUGUUAGAGAAAUAAAUGAGAACUAUAAAUGACAUACGUUUUCAUAAGGGCAUUUUUUUAUAUACAUUUAAUACUUAUAAGAAAGAGAUGCAGAAUAUUGUGUCCAGAUAUGUUUACUAUAUAUAUUUUAUACUUUUAUUUAAGUUUCUCCACUUUUGAUAUAUUGUUUUGUAUUGAAAGUCUAGAUAAAGUACUAUAGAAGGAGA